Messenger RNA from Caenorhabditis remanei, 798 nucleotides. RefSeq lists its product as uncharacterized. The transcript is spliced from 2 exons. NCBI's taxonomy places the organism in Eukaryota, Metazoa, Nematoda, Chromadorea, Rhabditida, Rhabditidae. The record is from RefSeq and is a predicted model, not a curated record. The coding region runs from base 1 to 798 and encodes 265 amino acids.
AUGGAUAAUGAAGAAUACAGAGGAACGGAAGAGCAAAAGAAAGAGCUGGAGGAAUGGGACAAGUUAUUGUUCGAUUGCCAGGAAGAUCCUCCUCAUUCCGAAUCAAUGGAGGAUCAGUUAACAACAAAGCCAGAUGCAGAAAUGCAAGCUGAAAUGCUGAUGGACAUUCAAGAUGUUGAAGAUGAAAAAGAGAAGAUUGCAUUGGAUUAUUGGUUCCCAGACGAUCUUCUUGAGGAACGGGGAGAAGAAGAAAUAGAAGACAUAAGAGAGUUCACUGCUGAAGAGGCCAACAAUCUCCUAAAUCUGCACAAAGACCUUGACGAGCUCUACGAAAUCGAAACCGAACAUACAACUAAAAAUGGCAUGACUUACACAAAGAAAACUGUCAAACCACCAAUGAACUUUGAAUGCAAAGGCAACGAAGCUCCAACAGAGGAGUAUAUUGCUAAGGUUACGGGUAAUCCACCAAAAUGGAGUAUUCGAGUGUUAAAACGAUUCACUGACGUUGGGAUAUGGGAUGGACAAACUGCUGGUAUCAGCGUACCGCAGUUAAAAAAUCAGUUGCCUGACAAAGUGAAGCCAUCGUUUGCUGAAUCAGACAAACUGGUCCGCCAGUCGAGUGGUUUGAAUAAGAAAUCAACCGUUGAAUUUACUCCACAGCCUACUACUAGUGGAAUGCUCGGAUCUGCAAGAAACCAGAGACAGAAGCAGAAGCAGCCAAGUCUACGAGUGCAGGUGCUACACAAACUGGCCAACAAUCUUCAUCAACACCCAAACCUGGACAUGCGAGUCGGCUAG